AGAUUUUUCCCCAUUUUGGAAAUGAAGAAACUGAGAUCCAAAGCAGCUGAGUGACUUUCCCAAGGACGCACACUGAGUGCUAUCUGUGACAUGCCCAAACCUGGAAGAGGAAUAAAUUACAAGUGGUCAAGGCAGCGUCUUCUUGAGCCCAGGACUUGCUAGUGAACUGAGUGGACUCUUUGGCCCCGGUCCAGACAGCACCAUGGAGAGAAUUGGCUCCUUCUUCAGCUCUAUCUGGGACACCAUCCUGACCAAACAUGAAGAGGGCAUCUUCAACACCAUCUGCCUGGGCGUCCUCCUGGGGCUGCCUCUGUUGGUGUUCACCACACUCCUCUUCAUCUGCUGCCAUUGCUGCUGGAGCCGGCUAAGCAAGAGCAGACAACAGCCAGAGCAAAACAAGAGGAAGAAGAAGAAGAAGAGGGAUGAGGAAGACCUGUGGAUCUCUGCUCAGCCCAAGCUGCUCCAGCUGGAGAAGAGGCCAUCGCUGCCUGUCUAGUAAGGCAGGAAGCAGAGGUGGCCCCCCUCUGGGGCUAAGCCUCCUUCCAACCACACACAGACUAAGAACAGGAAUCUCUGGAGUGACACAC
Galeopterus variegatus (Sunda flying lemur) is the source of this 587-nucleotide messenger RNA. Its product is annotated as KIAA0040 ortholog. The transcript has 2 exons. The record is from RefSeq and is a predicted model, not a curated record. Bases 203 to 496 code for a protein of 97 amino acids. NCBI's taxonomy places the organism in Eukaryota, Metazoa, Chordata, Mammalia, Dermoptera, Cynocephalidae.